Tigriopus californicus is the source of this 3559-nucleotide messenger RNA. RefSeq names its product arfGAP with SH3 domain, ANK repeat and PH domain-containing protein-like (gene Asap). Gene Ontology annotation, cellular component: cytoplasm. Gene Ontology annotation, molecular function: GTPase activator activity; protein binding. Gene Ontology annotation, biological process: positive regulation of GTPase activity. Lineage: Eukaryota; Metazoa; Arthropoda; Copepoda; Harpacticoida; Harpacticidae. The record is from RefSeq and is a predicted model, not a curated record. The transcript is spliced from 15 exons.
AUGCUCGUAGGGUAGAAGUGACUCAUGUCCAAGACCAAACCAAGACGGAUGAAUAUUAUUAUCGUCGAUAAGUAGUGCAGUUUUCUAAUCAACCCUUCGAGCAUCCUUGUUUCGUUGUGGCUCAUCAAAGCGCCAACAAUGGAUGUGAGCUGAUCCAUCCAGUUUCGUCCCCCGUACGUAAGCUCCGAGGAUUGUGAGUGUGUGUACAAAAUUCGCGCUGUUGAGUGUUCAAGUGACUUUGUUGCUGCGAUUCCUACUUCUUGUGAUUACCCAUGAGGAGGAUAACACCUUGACCAAGCAAAUUACGGACGAAAAAGGAUGCCCGGGGUGAUCUCUGUUCAGGAUUUCGUUCGCGAAGUCCGAGAGGAUUUCAACAGUCCCACCACCUCCAACUACGUGAGCCGCAUCCCACAAUGUCGCGAGUCCGUCAACAAACUAGACGAGAGCCUCUCAGUGGACAAGGAAGGAUUAUCUAAGCUGAAAAAUGCUCUCAAGGACCUCUCCAAAGCAGGCAUUUGCCACUCUUCGACCGAGUUUGAGUUCUCAAAAGUGCUCAAUCGCAUGGGUGAGUCGGCCAUCAUGCGGGACGAUGAGCCUGACGAUAUUGGAGGCGCUUUCCAAAAGUUCGCCAUCGUUUCCAAAGAUCUUUCAAACCACACAAAAACCUUGGCGAGUAAACUCGAGGAAUUGAUGCUCUUGCCGGUGGAUAAAUUGCUCAAGAAUGAGUUAAGAGGAUCCAAAGGCGAUCUGAAGCGACCUUUCGAGCGUUCCUGGAAAGAUUAUCACGAUAAAUACUCCGAGCUGGAAAGGCAAAAGAAGAAAGCGGCCAAAGAUGCAGGACUUCAUCGGUCGGAUUUGACCGCAGGAGAAAUAGCGGACGAAAUGGACAAAGAGCGGAAAUAUUUGCAACUGACAACCACAGAAUACCUCAUCAAGCUCAACGAAAUCAGGACCAAGAAAGGUGUUCACCUUCUGCAAAACCUCUUGGAUUACUACCGAGCCCAACAAAGAUACUUUGAGGAUGGGCUGGAAACAAUCAACCAUUUGGGGAAUUAUGUGGAGGAUCUAAGCAUGAAAUUGCAUCAAAUUCAGCAGAGUCAUGAAGAGGAGCGCCAAUCACUUCUGGAAGUCCGAACUACCUUGAAGAACUGCCCCGGUUUCAACAAGAUGCUCUAUGAGAAAUACUGGCAUGAGGCUAUGAUGAAUACCACUUUACAAAUGGUCCUAAAAGUCCGUGAUCGUUUUAAAGACGAGCCGGUGACCAGUGUCUCCACCACAUCCAAUUCGUCCGGUCACUACACGCUGCAUCAGGCCAAGGGAGACGCAGCGGCGGGCAACCAGAAAACGGGCUACUUGAACAAGCGAUCCGAGGGUCGGCUCAGAAAUGUGUGGCAAAAGCGGAAAUGCCAGGCCCUAGAAGGAUAUCUGGAGAUAUAUCAUGGCGAUGAAACAAAAGCCCCCACCCAAGUCAACUUGUUAACUUGUCAAAUGAAGCCAGUCUUGGAGGAUCGGUUAUGUUUCGACGUGGUCUCUUACAACAGGACGUACCAUUUUCAGGCUGAAAGCGAACCCGACUGUGGAGAGUGGAUGUCCGUUCUAUUGAACUCGAAAGAUGGGGCUCUAACUAGAGCCUUCCAAGAUAACGCUCAAGCCAACAGCGUCAAUCAGGGCUAUAUUGAACUGCAGAAAACGUUGGUCACCUUCAUUCGAGGACUGCCCGGAAAUGACCGUUGUUGCGAUUGCGGGUCUAAAAAUGAUGCCACAUGGUUGUCCACCAACUUCGGGAUCAUCAUUUGCAUCGAGUGUUCGGGCAUCCACAGAGAAAUGGGGGUUCACAUUUCCAAGAUACAAUCGCUUACUCUGGACAACAUUGGGACCUCUCAAUUGCUCAUUGCGAGGAUAAUGUCCAACGAGGGGUUUAACAAAAUAAUGGAGGCUGGGAUGCCUUCCAAGCUUCUCCCAAAUAGCAGCAUGGAAGAACGCAAGGCUUACAUCAAGGCCAAGUACGAGGAGAAGAAAUUCAUCCGCCCUUUUUGAAAUGGACCGCAAGAAGUAUACUGUGAUUUAGAACAAGCCAUUGACUCGCAUGGCAUGUUUGACUUACUUCAAGCCUUCGGCGAAGCUAGCCAUCAUGGAGUGGAUAUCACCGAUCCUCUACCGUCUAGUGAGUUCGCCGAAACUAGUCUCCAUCACGCAAUAUCCCAUGAGACGGGCCAUUCCCUCCACAUUGUGGACUUCUUAGUACAAAAUUCAUCUAGUCUGGAUAAGCAAACACGGGAGGGAAACACUCCACUCCAUUAUUGCGUCAUUCAAAACCAGUGUGAAAGCAUGCGAUUACUCUUGCGGUCGGGAGCCAACCCACAAGUCGAGAAUAAUAACGGGAAAACGCCGAUUGAUAUUGCCAAAGAGAGGGGACACGCCCUCUGCGAAGAGAUGCUUAUGCAUUCAUUGCACCGAAAGAAAACAAUGUUUGACAACGUGAACAUUGACUGGCAUUUGACCCAUGAAGACGGUUCCACCGAUUUCUCUGAUGACGAGAUGCUGGAGGACUACCCGAGACUCAAUGGAUCUCGAACUCCAGAGCAUCUCCUCAGCUCUCCGGAUCGGGACGCCCAUCUUCGAACGAGUUCUCGCCCGUACUCUGUAUACCAUAGUUCAACCACACCCAACCGAGGUUCUUUGUCUAUUAAUCGUUCAUCAGACUGGAUCAGUGAUCGAGGGCCUACAACCCUUUCGACCUGGAAUAAAUCUACCUCAGAAACUGGAGACUCGCCCAGGAUGCAUCAUCACAUCCAGAGCAACAAUAUGCCACCUCCUCCCCCGCCUCAAUCGAAGAAACCGGGAGGUCUCUUCUCAAGUUCAAAUAUCACACCGAAUCUUAUGGGUAGUCUGAAGAAAGGUUCGAAACAGACCCUGUCCCUGCCCUCCACUGCCUAUAACACUUUACCCUCCCAACACCACCUCCGAUCCUCGACAUCGUCUCCCCGAUUCAUUCCCAAUAACCACAAGCGAUCCCCUUCGUCAGAUAGUGGGCAUGGAACCCUUCAUAACCCCAUGAUGAUGUCCUCGACCUCCCGGUCAAACACGCCGGUUUCUUACCACGGUGGAAAGGUUCAUCAUACCGUUUUUCUUCAUGUUGGACCCCAAUCGGGCGCGGGAAGCGAUACUUCGCCUCCUUUGAAGAACUUCGCGGACGACUCGUCACCCGAAACCGCGGGUAUCAUUACACGCAUGAAAACGAGUCAAUCCACCGAAAGUUUGGACUCUUUGUCAGACGAAUCUGGAAGCCACCUUCAACGAAGACACGCUCGAUCUCAAUUGCCACAGCACGGAAACUUCCCCGCGAUGAAACGCUGUCGAGCACUCUACGAUUGCGAAGCCGACAACGACGACGAACUUUCUUUUGAGGAGGGCAACAUCAUCCUCAUCUUGAACGAGGAAACCGAGGAUGAGAACUGGAUGGAAGGCAUGUUGGAGUCUCAGCCUACCAAACGCGGUCUUUUCCCCGUUUCAUUCGUCCACAUACUCGAAUAAACACAUGAACAACCCAUCACGGCAC